Messenger RNA from Sphaeramia orbicularis (orbiculate cardinalfish), 2349 nucleotides. RefSeq names its product clathrin heavy chain linker domain-containing protein 1-like. NCBI's taxonomy places the organism in Eukaryota, Metazoa, Chordata, Actinopteri, Kurtiformes, Apogonidae. The record is from RefSeq and is a predicted model, not a curated record. The coding region runs from base 225 to 1982 and encodes 585 amino acids. The transcript has 12 exons.
GCGUAUUCUGUUUUAUUAUGUUUGGUUGUCUUAAUUCUGACAGUUGUUUGCUUGUACGUUUACAAAAACGUACAAUUGAAACUACAACAAUAAAUGUAGCGUUUUUAAGAGAAGAAACAUCACAACCCUCCAAAGCCUCAUUUCCUAGGUUCACUUCUACUGUAACCAUAGUAACGCCGAUAAGCUAACUAAAAAGUUCAAGUGUUAGCUACAAAGUGUAUACAAUGUCCGAGCCACAGUAUGCCGAGGGUUCACCUUCAAGAAAAGAAGAAAGAAAUUCAACACCCGAUGUUUUGAUACCGGAGAGCCAUGAGAGGUUUAUGGAGUCUCUGUAUGAAUUUAUUGAACAUGAGAAACGGUACCUGCGGUUUACCGAGGAGGAACCGGACGAACUGAGAUACCUGACCUACCGAUCCGCCUUUAAUAAGGUGAUUGCGCGGUCAACGACCUAUAAGAGGCUUUUGUUGACCAUAAAAGCGGAGUAUGAUGAUGUCAUCAGGGUGACGAAGGCAAGGGAGGCGGAGUUCGGAUUGGUUCAGAAGAAUAGGGAUGCUUCGUCGUCCAAACUGAAGUCACUGAUGAGCUGUAACAGUCAAAUCGCCAACCUACGAGAAAGGAUCUGUGACCUUCAGAGGGAAGCUGCAGAACUUCAGCAGGAGACCAGGAGACUGAAGUUAUGUAAAGAGCAGACUGUGUGGAUACCAGGUGCGACACUGGCUCAGUCAGAGGAUCUGGAUCUUCUGGACAAACAUCUGGAGCAUCUGGAGGCGGUGAAAGCUGCUCUGCUGGACCAGAGGAGGCGCUGUGUGUCUGUGGACAUUAACACCAAGCUGGUCACUCAACUCCAGGCUGUACAGCUCCAACAACACCAGCUCAACAGCGAGACCAGCCGACGGAGGCUCCUAUAUCGACGUCUCCGGUGUGUAUGUGACGCUCUGUCCCGCUGGGAGGGAGGGGGGCAGCAGGUUCCUCUGGAGGAACUCCUGGGUUCCACACUGGAGAACAUCAGACAGACCAGGGUGACAGAUGAGGACAUCUGCAGCAUCGACGCCGAGGUGUUCGAGAGUGAAGAGCCGACUGAAACUGAUGGGUCCAAACUUCUGCCAGAUUAUCUAGACAGGUUUGUUGGGCUGUUUGAGUCGGCGCAGUAUGAAGAGGCUGCUCUUCUCGCUGCCCAUUCUCCUGGAGGAGUCCUAAGGAACGUCCACACCAUGGACAUGUUUAAAGGUAUGCGGGGGUCCCCGGGGUCCAUCCCUCCUUUCCUUCUCUACUUCCAGGCCCUGCUGAUGACCCUUCCAGCUGGGGAGGCACUAUCAGCUAGUGUUUCCCUACAGGGCGUCCACUGUGCCCUUGAGCAAAGCGCCUCGCAGCUUGUCACCCACGCCAUCACUCAGAACAAACUGACCUUCUCUGAGGAUUUGGGUGAUAUCCUGACUGAGCAUGCUCAGAAGAAGCACACAGAGGCUGACAUGUUUCUGGCAUUGUCCACCAUUGUCUACGAAGCUUGCGGGCUACGUACGAAGACUGCACUGAGCAUGUGCAGGAGAGGUCUCAUUCAUAGUGCUGCUGAGUUCAUGAGCAACUGUGAAGGCUUCACAACUGAGGACUGCAUGUGGGUCAUAUGUCGCUCGCCCAGCCUCUCUCUCCUCCAGCUCUUGGCGGGGCCUCACAGGGGCCGGGCACCCAUCAUGUCAGUGGGCGUGGCCUGUUCCACGCUGCUCACUGAUUCACUGCAGCCGGAGCUGGCCCUGCAGCUCCUGGACAGCUUCAUCAGCAGAGGACCAGCGGUUCUGGAGGAGGUGAUCCUGGAGGACCGGGAUGCCUCUGUGGACGUUUGGACUGACGUGGUAUCUCUGUGCUCCGGGUUGAACCGCUCCGACCUGAGCCAGGCCGUCCUGUCCGUCCUACUGGGCCAGAAUCAGAACAGAGUCGUGUCCCCGGACCUGGAGGGGGCCCGGCUCAUGGAACACGUCUACAUGUGACCUGAACAUGAAAAGCCCUCUUCAGUGUUAAUAUUGGAGAAAGACAGGAAUGUGGUGAAACUGUAGGAGAACAGCAUCCGCACCAGUCAGACACAGAGAAGAGAGGCAUUCUGGGAUACACCGAGAGCUGAAAUGUGUCAAGAAUGUGUUCCAGCAGAAGCAGGACAGGAGGAGGCUGCUCUGACAGCAGGACGCCACGGCCAGCAGCACACACCGCACACUCCACAGCAUCUGACACUUCUUUGGACCAGGCCCCAGCACCUGCACAAACCCAGGUUCUGCAAAAACUGGGACUGGGAAGUGGGCAUUCUGCAAAUUUUGAAUACAAAGUUUUAUAACACAAUAACAAUAUUUUCACUGAUCAGCC